Molecule: messenger RNA, 493 nt
Organism: Ceratina calcarata
Lineage: Eukaryota; Metazoa; Arthropoda; Insecta; Hymenoptera; Apidae
Exons: 3
Coding region: 1-480 (159 amino acids)
Source: RefSeq, a predicted model, not a curated record
AUGGCGGCGGAAGAAUAUUUAAGCAGUGAGCUCCAGAGACUAUUGGAAGGCUUUACAAAAAUCCAAGAUGUGCACCUGGCGUUGCAAACAUACUGCGAAUUGCAAGACGAGCGGAUGUCAAUGGAGCAGGAACGUUCGGAGAAACUGAAAGUAAACCUCGAAAAGAUAUACGAGGCUUAUUUGCUGUUGCAAACGAGGUACAAAUCCUCGAUUGAGGAAUUCGAUAAAGAGAGAAACGAGCUUCGUGGAACGAUUGAGGAACUCAGGGAACAGUGCGAGCAUCUACGUUCUAUUAACAUUUUAGAGGAUCACAAUGGAGUAUCGAGAUUGCAAGAUGAAGUAGAAGUUCUGAAAAUUCGACUGGAAAUGCAAGAUCACCAGCACAGAGAGGACAUAGCGUUGUUGAAACAGCAACACUCGGACGAGAUAAAAAGAUACAAAAUGUUGCUAAAUGCGACCGAAGUAAUUAAAUAUUGUUAAUUAAAAAAUUGAA